Messenger RNA from Hirsutella rhossiliensis, 1413 nucleotides. RefSeq names its product WD domain, g-beta repeat domain-containing protein. Bases 1 to 1413 code for a protein of 470 amino acids. Gene Ontology annotation, biological process: nuclear migration; vesicle transport along microtubule; microtubule organizing center organization. The record is from RefSeq and is a predicted model, not a curated record. Gene Ontology annotation, molecular function: dynein complex binding; microtubule plus-end binding. The transcript has 3 exons. NCBI's taxonomy places the organism in Eukaryota, Fungi, Ascomycota, Sordariomycetes, Hypocreales, Ophiocordycipitaceae. Gene Ontology annotation, cellular component: cytoplasmic microtubule; kinetochore; microtubule associated complex.
AUGAGUCGCACGCUGCCGAGCCGACAAGCCGAAGAGCUAAACAAGUCCAUCAUAGCCUACCUCGCCGCAAACAACCUGCCCAGCUCGGCCGCCUCGCUCAGGCAGGAAGCCGGCCUGGGUGAGGAUGUCUUCGACACGGCCACGGCCAACAAGUACGAGACGCUGCUCGAGAAGAAAUGGACCAGCAUUGCGCGGCUACAGAAAAAGAUCAUGGACCUCGAGUCCCGCAACGCGGCACUGCAGUCGGAGCUCGACAACGCGACCCCGACCUCCCUCUCCAAGCGGAACCAAGACCCCGCCUCUUGGCUUCCGCGGCUGCCCGCGCGCCAUACCCUCGAGUCGCAUCGCGACACCAUCAACUGCAUCGCCUUCCACCCCCGCUUCUCCUCGGUCGCCUCCGGCUCCGACGACUGCACCAUCAAGAUCUGGGACUGGGAGCUGGGCGAGCUCGAGCAGACCAUCAAGGGCCACACGCGGGCCGUCCUGGGCCUUGAUUACGGCGGCCCGCGCGGUGCCGCCCUGCUGGCGUCGUGCAGCUCCGACCUCACAAUCAAGCUGUGGGACCCGGCAGACCAGUACAAGAACAUCCGCACCCUGUCGGGACAUGACCACAGCGUCAGCGCCGUGCGCUUCAUCCCCUCGGGCGCCGGCGGCUCCCAGUCGUCGGGCAACCUGCUCGUCAGCGCCAGCGGAGACAAGACGCUGAGGAUAUGGGACACGACGACGGGCUACUGCCUCAAGGCGCUCAAGGGCCACACGGGCUGGGUCCGAGACGUCUGCCCGUCCCUCGACGGCCGCUUCCUCUUGUCGACGGGCGGCGACCACACGGCUCGCCUGUGGGACAUAUCGGUCCCCAACCCCGAAAAUAAGGUCACCAUGCUCGGGCACGAGCACGUCGUCAAGUGCUGUGCCUUGGCGCCGCCCACCUCAUACCAAUACCUGGCGCCGCUGGCCGGGCUGAAGAAGCCGCCGGCGUUGACGAGCGCGGCGGAAUACAUGGCUACGGGGUCGCGCGACAAGACGAUCAAGCUGUGGGACUCGCGAGGCAACUGCCUCAAGACGCUGGUGGGACACGACAACUGGAUCACGGGCGUCAUCUUCCACCCCGGCGGCAAGUACCUGCUAUCCGUGGCCGACGACAAGACGAUACGGUGCUGGGACCUGGCGCAGGAUGCAAAGUGCGUCAAGGUGCUGAGCAAGGCGCACGGGCACUUUGUGACAUGCCUGAGGUGGGCCCCCGGCAUGUCCAAGGACAGCGGUGCGGUCAACGGCGGCGGCGCGCAGGAGCCGGGCUCCGAGGGCGACGCGGGGGCCAAGAAGAGCCCUGGGGGGCCAGAGGCGACGGCCGAGACGAUACGGUGCGUGAUUGCGACGGGCAGCGUCGACAAGACGUUGAAGAUAUUUGCCAACUAG